Messenger RNA from Ixodes scapularis (black-legged tick), 492 nucleotides. RefSeq lists its product as uncharacterized. NCBI's taxonomy places the organism in Eukaryota, Metazoa, Arthropoda, Arachnida, Ixodida, Ixodidae. The transcript is spliced from 3 exons. The coding region runs from base 1 to 492 and encodes 163 amino acids. The record is from RefSeq and is a predicted model, not a curated record.
AUGGAGGUCAGCUUGGCGGCCUGCCUGCCCGAGAGCUGCCUGCGGAUCUUGGAUGCCGCUAGGAAGAAGCGACACCUGUGUAGCUUUUUCGAGGAUCUGGAUCGACGGGUCGCACAAGGGGACAAAGGCCCGGAAGAUGAAGUUUUGACAACGGCUGCUCUUUAUGUAUUGCCGUCGUUGGUUAAGGAGAGAAGCUCUGCCUUUCUCUACCCACAUGACCCAGACGCACUUCAAGCGUACCCAGCAGUGAGCUAUGAGGAGAACGUCUAUGAGUCGUCAUCGUUCGUUGUGACCGUGGAUGGACUUCAUGUUAAGGAAGACUCGCUGCUGGCUGCAAUUACAACCAUGACUGCCAUGUAUUGGGUGUUCAAUAUGGAAUUUAGUACAAGAGCCUCCAAGACAAUGCAGUUAAUGUCACAUGUGUUUGGGGUUAAUUCUGGCAUCCCAGCUAGCCCUUUGGUGCGGGUGGCCAUAGGUAUUCUUUGUGGCUAG